Penicillium macrosclerotiorum is the source of this 351-nucleotide messenger RNA. RefSeq names its product L-rhamnose mutarotase. Gene Ontology annotation, molecular function: racemase and epimerase activity, acting on carbohydrates and derivatives. The record is from RefSeq and is a predicted model, not a curated record. NCBI's taxonomy places the organism in Eukaryota, Fungi, Ascomycota, Eurotiomycetes, Eurotiales, Aspergillaceae. The coding region runs from base 1 to 351 and encodes 116 amino acids. The transcript has 3 exons.
AUGUCUCAAGUUCGCCGCAUUGCCCAGAUUGUCCAUCUCAAACCCUCCGCCGUAGCGGCAUACAAGGAAUGUCAUGCCAAUGUCUGGCCAGAGGUUUUGCAGCAAAUCAAGGAUUGUAACAUCAAAGACUACUCGAUUUUCUUUGACAAUGACCGUACUCUUUUUGCCACUUUCAAGUACGUCGGUACGGACUUCGAAGGCGACAUGGAGCGCAUGCGAUCGAACCCGAAAGUGAGAGAAUGGUGGGCGAUGACCGAUGGAAUGCAAGAGAGCCCCAUCCCCGGUGCUGUGAGCAGUGCGGAUGGGCCGGGCUGGUGGAAGGUGCUAGACGAAGUCUUUUACACCGACUGA